Molecule: messenger RNA, 2207 nt
Organism: Gigantopelta aegis
Lineage: Eukaryota; Metazoa; Mollusca; Gastropoda; Neomphalida; Peltospiridae
Product: BTB/POZ domain-containing protein 6-like
Exons: 9
Coding region: 384-2189 (601 amino acids)
Biological process (GO): neurogenesis
Cellular component (GO): cytosol
Molecular function (GO): protein binding
Source: RefSeq, a predicted model, not a curated record
AAGUAGUUCAGAGUCCAGGCAGACAUUUUGAAGGUGAAUCACUCGAAAGUAACUCGUAAACAGAAAGUACACACAGUGAGCUGGUUUUCGUGGAAACAUCAACACGAUACCAGAAAGUAGUUCAAAGUCCAGGCAGACAUUUUGAAGGCGAGUCACUCGAUACGUAAACAGAAAGUACACGCAGUGAGCUGGUUUUCCUGGAAACGUCAACACGAUACCAGGAAGUAGUUCAGAGUCCAGGCAGACAUUUUGAAGGCGAGUCACUCGAAACGUAAACAGAAAGUACACACAGUGACCUGGUUUUCCUGCAAACGUCAACACGAUAGCAGGAAGUAGUUCAGAGUCCAGGCAGACAUUUUGAAGGUGAAUCACUCGAAUUAAACAUGGCAACAAAAGUAUCCGAAUCUGAAGUCCAGUCCGGUUUUGUUGAGAACUGGCAAAAAGGAAAGUCAGUCAUUGAGAGUCUGAGAUAUUCACUGGAGGAAAAGAUUCUGUGUGACGUCACAUUCAUAGUGGGAGAAAACCGGAAGCGAAUACAGGCUCACAGGUUCAUGCUGAGUCUGCGUAGCUGUGUCUUCCUGGCAAUGCUGACGGGGCCGCUGGUGGAACAGGAUAAUAUUGAAAUCCCGGAUAUCGAUCCUGAUGUUUUUGAUCAAUUUCUGAAGUUCCUGUACACAGACGACGUAUCCAUUGAUGGUAAUAAUGUAAUCGGUUUGUUAUAUGCCUCCAAGAAGUACAACAUUGUUGGUAUCGAAAAGAAAUGUCUGACAUACAUGGAAUCAUCUCUUUUAUCAAGUGACGUCUGUUUAGUGAUGGAACAAGCACACUUGUACAACGAAAAUAACUUGAUGCAGACAUGUCUAAAAUAUAUUUGGCAAAAUGGCGACGUAGUUUUAAAAUCUGAUAGUUUCUGUGACCUCUGUCUCGACUGUUUUGUGAAGGUCAUAGAGGCUGAUCAACUAAACGCCAGCGAGGAAUCAGUUUUUGAAGCUGUCAUCGUCUGGAGCGAGGCAGAGUGCAGACGGCAAGGACGGGAGAUAACUCCAGAGAACCGACGUGGUGUUCUUGGUGAGAGUGUGUAUGAAAUUCGAUAUUCUACACUUGACCCAAAAUAUUUUGAUGAGAAAGUUUCCCAUACAUGUAUGUUGACAAAAGAUGAACAAAUAAAGAUCAUGAGAUCUUUUUUAUUUCGGAACAAAGAUAUUUCACCAUUUAAAUCUAAACACAGGGUCGGUAAAAAGGAGACAGCCACUUCGAUUCAACGAUUUGAUAACACGGACUAUAAGUCUAUGCCACCUUCAGUUGUUAAUAAUGAAGGAAUAGUAUUCAGUCUGAAUACCAACGCAGCACUACGAGGAUUCCAAGUGUUUGGGUAUUUGGUCCAAUCGUUUUCUGUUCCCAUGGCAUGUAAGUUGACAGCUUCUAUGUGUGAGACUUCAACAGAUCAAUUAGUGUCUGGUUCGUCAAUAUCAAAGGACAUUUUGACACGUGGCGUUACUGUUGAUGUAUACUUCCCAAGUCCAAUCCAGCUGGUUCAAGAUAAAAAGUACAAUUUGACUGUCAGAAUUGAAAUAUCAUCUGAGGUUCGAAACGUACAUACAUAUGUUGAAUAUGGAUACCAACAACAAACUCCGCUAAUAACCCUGUUUACUGGUAAAGGAGGAACAUCAGUUGUGAGUCAUGGAUCAUUUACCUGUUCGUUCUAUGAGUACAAACAGUGCAGUCAUCUUCAAGUAAAAAUGGCAACCAAAGAAUCCGAAUCUGAAGUCCAGUCUGGAUUUGUUAACAACUGGCAAAAUGGAAAGUCAGUCAGAGAAAGCCUGAGAUAUUCACUGGAGGAAAAGAUCCUGUGCGACGUCACCUUCAUAGUGGGAGAAAACCGGAAGCGGAUACAGGCUCACAGGUUGAUACUCAGUCUGCGUAGCUGUGUCUUCAUGGCGAUGCUGACCGGACCUCUGGCGGAGCAGGAUGACAUUGAAAUCCCGGAUAUCGAUUCUGAUGGUUUUGAUCAACUUUUAAGGUUCUUGUACACAGACGUCAUAUCCAUUGAUGGUAGAAAUGUGAUCAGUUUGCUGUAUGCCUCUAAAAAGUAUGACAUUGUUGAUAUAGAAAAUAAAUGCCUGACGUAUAUUGAGUCGUCUAUGUCGCCACAUGAAGUCUGUUUUGUGAUGGAACAGGCACACUUGUAAAAUGAACAAGACUUGGUG